UGAGUAUUGAGUAAAUUCCUUACGACCUUAAUUCAAAAGUAACUUUGACGACUCGCUUGCACCAGAGAGAGGUCGCGCACACGAACACUGUCACUUUUUGAAUAAGAGUUGCCCUUAUCUAAGGGGAUGCGGUUUAAAACAUCUCUUCAGAGUAAGCCAAAGCACAAUAACUUAGUAUCAUGUGUUGGAUGGAUGUCACCUGAUGAAGUUUAUUCCUGUGGGGAUGAUCAUCAAAUCUUGCAGUGGAAUCUACUAUCAACAGAGACAAACAAGGUGUCAGAAUUGUCUCAAGAAGUUUAUCCACUAGACCUACAUUGGCUACCCAGAAGUGCAGUGCAGAAAACAAAAGUUGGAUCUGAGGUCUUUUUGUUGACAGCUGAUGAUGGAAAGUUUUAUAUUAUUGGCCGCAAUGGACGUACUGAAAAAUCUGUUGAAGCUCAUCGUGGUGCAGUUUUGUCAGGUCGAUGGAGUCAUGAUGGAGCUAGUCUUGUAACAGCUGGGGAGGACGGUCAAGUUAAAAUAUGGUCUCGAAGUGGGAUGUUGAGGUCAACCCUUGCUCAGGUGUCAAUGCCGACAUAUGGAGCAGCGUGGUCACCAGAUUCGGAUGCUGUUAUAUAUACAUGUGGAACAAAUUUAAUUAUAAAACCCUUAGCUCCAAACUCAAAGCCAAUCCAGUGGAAAGGACAUGAUGGCGUUAUUCUUAAAGUGGCAUGGAACCCAAAUACUGGACUAAUCCUCUCGGGUGGUGAGGACACUAGAUAUCGUGUUUGGGAUAGCUUUGGACGUCAGCUCUAUUCUUCAGCUCAGCAUCAGCAUCCCAUCACUUCUUUAUCCUGGUCUCCUGAUGGUCAAUUGUUUGCAGUGGGUUCUUUUAAUACUCUGAGAUUGUGUGACAAAGCUGGAUGGUGCCAUUCUUUGGAGAAGCCCAAUACUGGUAGUAUAUUUAAACUUGCUUGGUCUAGUGAUGGAACUCAGGUUGCAGGGGCUUGUGGGAAUGGUCAAGUUAUAUUUGCUCACAUUAUUGAGAACCACCUUGAAUGGAAGAAUUAUGAAGCUACUGUCACUAGCCGCAAAACUAUAUUGCUGCGAAAUGUUAGCAAUGAAGCUUGGGAAAAAUUGGAGUUAAGAGACAGAAUUAUUAAAGUUUCUCUUGCUCACAGCCAUAUGGUUGUUGUGACUUCAACGCAAGCAUAUGUGUACUCAACACGUAAUUGGAAUACACCCAUAAUAUUUGAUUUAAAAGAGUCAAAUGCAAGUUUGAUUGUUCAGGAUGAAAGACAUUUUCUUUUGGUAGAUGGGGCAAGUGUAUAUGUUUAUUCUUAUGAUGGGCGGUUGUUGUGUUCUCCUAAAUGGCCAGGGAUGAGAACAGAUGUUCUUAACCAUCGUACUGUGUCUUUAUCAAGUGACACACUAGCAAUUCGGGAUAAGAAUGAUGAGAAACUGGUUCAUCUCUUUGAUGCUACAACUGGUAAAUCUCUGAAUGAUGGUAAACCAUGGUCACACAAGCUUGAGAUUGUUGAAAUUGCCUUGGAUAAGGUUGGUUCAUCGCAAGAAAGACGUAUGGCAGUGGUUGAUCGUAAUAGAGACCUAUUCUUAGUAAACUUGCAACGUGUUGGCAGCAUUGGAAGACCAGUGAAGCUUGGAGGAAUGGUCCAGUCUCUAUGCUGGAAUGAUGGUGCAAACAUUUUAGCUGCACUUCAAGAUGCCAAGUUCAUUGUUUGGUUUUAUCCAGCAGUUGUGUUUGUGGACAGAGAUUUGCAACCAGUAACAGUUUAUGAGAAAGAUGCUAGUGACUUUGGAAAAAAUGCAGUUAUAGUUAGCUUUUUAGACACGAUGGUAACAUUGCGACGGGCAGAUGGCAGUUUAGUAACAAGUAGUGUUUCUCCCUAUCCAGCUUUAUUGCACAACUAUGUUAUGGCAAGACACUGGGAUGAUGCAGUUAGGCUUGCCAGGUUUGUAAAAGAUCCUACUGUCUGGGGCUGCUUAGCAGCGAUGGCUACUGCUAGUAAAGAGUUAGAUACAUCAGAAGUGGCAUAUGCAGCAAUUGAUGAAGCAGACAAGGUUGAAUACAUACAUUAUAUUAAGGAGAUACCAGUGAAAGAGGCCAGGGCUGCAGAAAUGGCUUUGUUAGGGGGCCAUGUCAGUGAUGCAGAAGCUAUCCUCCUUCAGUCAGGUCUCUUUUUCAGAGCUAUUAUGCUCAACCUGUCUUUAUACCAUUUUGAUCGUGCUCUCCAGCUGGCAAUUAAACACAAGACACAUGUUGAUACAGUCAUGGCAUUUAGGAAGCAUUAUCUGGCACGUUUUGACAAGAAGGAGACCAGUAAAAUCUUUUUACAGUAUGAAAAGCAGGUGGAUGUUGAUUUCAAGAAAGUGGCUGAAAAGAUUGCACUUGAAUACCAAAGAGAGAGAGAGAAACCAACUUCAUCUAAAUAAUGCAAGAAAUGGCAAAAAAUGUAGUUUUUCUAGUCAUAGUAGAAAACAAAUAGUUUCACUUUCUAGCCAUAGUAGAAACCAAAUAUGGUUUGUUUUCAUAGUCAUAACAGAAAACAAAUAAAUUGCUUCUCUGAAAUUCUAGUCAUGGCAAUAUAGUAAUCUUGUUUGCUGUGGAACAUUUUAUUUUAGAUACUUUAAAAUAUUAUACUAUUACAAUAUCUAAUACA
Messenger RNA from Macrobrachium nipponense, 2660 nucleotides. RefSeq names its product intraflagellar transport protein 80 homolog (gene Oseg5). Gene Ontology annotation, molecular function: protein binding. Gene Ontology annotation, biological process: cilium assembly. The transcript has 7 exons. The record is from RefSeq and is a predicted model, not a curated record. Lineage: Eukaryota; Metazoa; Arthropoda; Malacostraca; Decapoda; Palaemonidae. The coding region runs from base 127 to 2433 and encodes 768 amino acids. Gene Ontology annotation, cellular component: intraciliary transport particle B; centrosome; cilium.